Messenger RNA from Nelumbo nucifera (sacred lotus), 1694 nucleotides. RefSeq names its product putative lysophospholipase BODYGUARD 3. Lineage: Eukaryota; Viridiplantae; Streptophyta; Magnoliopsida; Proteales; Nelumbonaceae. The record is from RefSeq and is a predicted model, not a curated record.
UCCCUCUCUCUCUCUCUCUCUCUCUCUCAUGUAUCCGGCGACACUGAAGCUUUCAACCUCCUUCGUUCGUGGAGUGUGAAAUGGGUAUAAUGGUCGCGACUAGACCCGUGUUAACUUUAACAGGAAGGGUCAUCAACAACGUUGUGAGCUUCAUUGUCUUCUGUUUUCUUGACCUUUUUGAUGUCAUCCUCUGUAUUGUUUACAAGGUUGUUGAUUUCUUAAUCGAAGCCGAAUGGAAACCGUGUUACUGCUCCUCCGCCAAGGAAGCCAUUAUGAGAAUCGCUACCUUCUUGCUCUCCGAACCCGGCGAGUCGAAAGUCGUUUGCCUUCGUUCCAAUAAGUUACAGCUGGACGACGUCUCAGAAACCCUCUACUCGCGUCCGUCUUUGGUGUCGGAGGUCUCGAAAUCCACUUUAAAGGAGCUAAAACGGCUGAAAGUGGAAGGAACGACGAGCCGGUCCUCCCACUCCGAGAGGAUCAAGAACGGGACCCUGAGAUCAACGUUCACGAUUAACUCCACUAUUAUUGAGAUGUUACAAGGCAAAAUCGGAGGCCAACAAUCGCAUCCCAUCCCUCGAUGGUCUGAUUGUCAUUGCAGUACCUGCACUUCCUGGAUUUCUUCCUGCAAAGAAACUCUAUACGUCCGAGUCGAAGGACCUAAAGGUAAUAAGGCGCGAGAAGACGUAUUGUUCAUUCAUGGCUUCAUUUCAUCUUCUGCAUUUUGGACGGAAACGCUAUUUCCGAACUUUUCUGGCGCUACGAAUUCCUCAUAUCGGUUGAUGGCGGUAGAUCUGCUUGGAUUCGGACGGAGUCCCAAGCCAACGGAUUCCCUUUACACUCUGAGGGAGCACAUAGAAAUGAUCGAACGUUCAGUAUUGAACCCGUAUAAAGUAAAGUCAUUCCACAUGGUGGCCCACUCACUGGGCUGCAUCUUAGCCCUGGCCAUCGCCGUUAAACAUCCCGGAGCUGUCAAGUCCUUAACGUUAAUUGCACCGCCAUAUUUUCCGGUACCAAAGGGGGAACAAGCGAAUCAGUACGUGCUGAGAAAGGUGGCGCCCCGGCGAGUAUGGCCGUUGAUAGCAUUCGGUGCAUCGAUUGCUUGCUGGUACGAACAUAUAAGCCGGACCAUUUGCCUGCUUAUUUGCAAGAACCAUCGCUUCUGGGAAUGGCUCGCCAAAAUCGUCACAAGAAACAGGAUGAGAACAUUCAUGUUGGAUGGGUUCUGCUGCCACACCCAUAACGCUGCAUGGCAUACUUUACACAAUAUCAUUUGUGGUAGUGCCGGCAAGAUUGAUGAAUAUUUGGACGCCGUCCGGGAUCAGUUAACGUGCCAAGUCACCAUAUUCCACGGCAAAGAUGAUGAACUUGUCUCUCUUCACUGUAGCUACGACAUUAGAAAAAGGAUUCCCCGAGCUGACGUUAUGGUGAUCGACAAGAAAGAUCAUAUUACCAUUGUUGUGGGAAGACAGAAGACUUUUGCUAGGGAACUUGAACAAAUUUGGAAAUAUUCAAGUCGUUAAUUUUCAAGUUAAAACUGCGUAUCUGUAUCCAUAUGAUCAUAACGAGUGAACUUGCCAAUUUUUUAAGUCGUUGAAAGUCAUUCAACACUUGCGUCACGUUAAUUGGGCGGGUUACUUCCAUGUAUAACUUACAUUCAAAACAAAGGCCCACAAAUAAUGACCGACUGGAAUUAG